Cheilinus undulatus (humphead wrasse) is the source of this 512-nucleotide messenger RNA. RefSeq names its product mitochondrial contact site and cristae organizing system subunit 10 (gene micos10). Bases 70 to 306 code for a protein of 78 amino acids. The record is from RefSeq and is a predicted model, not a curated record. The transcript has 4 exons. Lineage: Eukaryota; Metazoa; Chordata; Actinopteri; Labriformes; Labridae. Gene Ontology annotation, cellular component: MICOS complex; mitochondrial inner membrane; mitochondrion.
CAGUAUUUCCAACGGCCUGUGAACGCAUCACCAAAGCUGCCUUUGACACUUCUAGCCCGACGUAAGCUAAUGUUCAGUAUGUCUGAAAAGGAGCUGGGGAAAAAGUGGGACCGAUGCCUGGCAGACGGUGCCAUUAAGUUUGGUACUGGCCUGGGUUUAGGAAUCGUCUUCUCUGUUCUGUUCUUCAGACGGCACACGUGGCCCAUUUCAUUCGGCUCAGGAGCGGGACUCGGGAUGGCAUAUGCCAACUGCCAGAACGACCUGAGGUCACAUUAUAUGCUGCACAGAAUCGAAAAGGAGCAAUAGCUUCACAUCAUCCAGGGACUGUCUUUUUUUAUUUUUUCAGCUUGUUUUGUUUGUUUUGUCUGUGGGAGAGUCACCAUUUGCACUGUUCUCCAGUUAGAUCCUCGUCUCCCUGUUGAACAAUCCAUCCCUAGUAUGACUCUGUAUAAUUUGUAUGUGCCUGAUUGGGACAGUCUGUGUUUAUUUAAUAAAACCAUCAUAACAAAAAA